Penicillium chermesinum is the source of this 270-nucleotide messenger RNA. RefSeq lists its product as uncharacterized. Lineage: Eukaryota; Fungi; Ascomycota; Eurotiomycetes; Eurotiales; Aspergillaceae. The coding region runs from base 1 to 270 and encodes 89 amino acids. The record is from RefSeq and is a predicted model, not a curated record. The transcript has a single exon.
AUGAAUUAUGGCCCUCCCCCACCUGGGUAUGCUUCUCCCCCUCCAGGACCCGGAUAUGGGUACCCCGGGGGCGGAAUGACUACUACCACGACGACCACCACCACAACCGAUGCCUACGGAAACCCCAUGGGCGGCCCAAUGGGUAUGGGAGGCCCUCUUGGGUAUGGUAGUCUUGGAGGUCCUCUUGGCGGUGGUAUUCCUAUGGGCCCGGGAGCUCGCCUUGGUCUGAUGCGUCGCGACCUUCGACGCCAGCGCCUGGGCUUAUACUAA